AUGGCCAAAAAUGCCAAUUUUGAUAAAGAACGCUCUGGUCCUCCGAAAAAGUUUGAAGACGAAGAAUUGGAGGCAUUACUUCAUAAAGACUCAUGUCAGACGCUAGCUGAACUUGAAGAAUCAUUAGGAGUAGAUGACACAACAGUUUCGAAACGUUUAAAAGUACUAGGAAUGAUUCAAAAGCAAGGACAUUGGGUGCCGUACGAGUUGAAGCCGAGAGACGUCAAACGGCGUCUUUCGUGUGAACAGCUGCUUCAACGAAGUUAUUCAAUUUUUUAUGUUCGAGCACGAGCAGACUUUAAACGAGAUUGCCGUCAGCAAACAAAUGUUUCUUGGGUAUCCUUAAAACGAUUAAAGGCUGGUAACACUCAACAGGAUGAUAUGAAAUUAAAAUGUUACAUAAGAUGCUUUCUCUUGAAGAGCGGUCUUCUUAAUAAAGAUAACAAUGUAAAUAUUGAAAAACUACUGCGUCAUCUGCCGCAUAAUAUGCAUAAAUCAUCGAGAAAAGUUUUUAAUCGCUGCAAAUCAAUUCCAUCAGAGCAUGCCUGUGAUAAAGCUUUUCGAAUAGCUAUAUGUUAUGUUAAAGCGCAUCCAUAUGUAAGUAUAUUAUAA
Molecule: messenger RNA, 612 nt
Organism: Pseudomyrmex gracilis
Lineage: Eukaryota; Metazoa; Arthropoda; Insecta; Hymenoptera; Formicidae
Gene: Obp9
Exons: 5
Coding region: 1-612 (203 amino acids)
Biological process (GO): sensory perception of smell
Molecular function (GO): odorant binding
Source: RefSeq, a predicted model, not a curated record